UGAUAAAAGUAUACGGUCUGAAAGUUAGUUGCAAUACAGGGACCACGGGCAUCAGCAUUUUAUACAAAGGAGGCUUGAGUGUCUUGGCUAAAGAGUAUCCCUAAAAUCUUGAAAUGGUAUCGCCCGAACAGUGCCAAGAAGAUCCAAGAUGGCGACGGUCGAAAAUGACCCCGUCUCGCAAGCGAUUUGGCAACUAAAAAGGGGCACAAACCACGCUGUCUACAAUUCUCUGGUCAAGAUUCGGACGGAAUGUAUAAAAAGGGAAGGCGGGGUGUCUAAAUUUCGCGAAUUGGGUGGGAUUCAGGCGUUAAUUUCGCUAAUUCAGCGGCCUAACCCGAAGAUUGCUGACGUAGCUCUCAGCAUCCUGGCCAACUGUUGUAUGGAGGGGGAGACAAGGCGUGAGGUGCGGAAAACAAGAGGACUGGCACCACUAGUGACCCUCCUGAAGGUGUUGAAAUCAGACAGCCUGCUGAACCGAGCGUCCAGAGCCAUCGCCAACCUCGCUCUAGAUGCCACCAACGCCCAGGUCAUCCACAGUCUCAAGGGCAUCCCCGCAUUAAUCGACGUUCUCAACAGCACGGAGAGCAGCGAGGGUCGCCAGAGUGUAGUCCGGGCUAUCCGAAACCUCGUGGACACUGAGGAGCACAGAGAUGAGGUGAUACGCUGUGAAGGCCUCCAGGCUGUGGUGGAACUGUUGAAGCUGGACGACGUCCCACUUGUGACCCAAGCUGUGAGGACGGUCACCCAGCUGACCAAGAACUGCACCUUCGAGUGCGCGCGGCAAGUCUCGGAGGGGACAGGGAUAUCCUCGCUCGUGGAACUGGCCUCGCAUGUCAAACCAGUCAUAAAGCAGCAAGCCCUACUCUCGCUCGUAAACCUGGCUUCCCAUGGCAGCGUUAGGCCCGAUAUCGGAAACGCAGGCGGGAUACAAGUCUUUGUGAAAGAGAUAAAGGCCAGUCAGAACAUCUCUAAUGUUUUACCUUUGGUGAAUGCCUUAUGUUUGUGCUGCAGGGAGGCUAUCAACAGGCUCAGAAUCAGAGAACUCAAAGGACUCGAGCUUCUGGUUUCUCUGUUAAAGUCUCCAUCUUGUAAAGAUGUCCAUGAGAGACUUGUGGGGACUUUCCUCUGCUUUUUCUACGAUGAGCCCAGCUUAGAGGUCUUACGAGGGGAGGGACUUAUUCCUCUGUUGAUGACUAAAUUACUGGACAGUGUUAACGUCUCAUCUACAGAGGAAGGAUCAUCCAAAGGAAUUGGCAAGCCUGCCCCCUCGUCUGCUUGGUUUUCUGCCUCCUGCGACUUCCCAACAGAGUUUAACCGCUUCCCCGAUCCCCUGACACCGUCCAAUAAGGCUUCCAGCUUUGUGAGCAUGCAGACCUGGCUGCAGCAGCAGCCUGAGUAUUCCGCUGAGCUCGGCCAGCUCAGUCCGGGGCCUGCCAGCCCGCAGUGGUCGCCAGCCAGCAGCACAGUGUCCUGCUCCGACUCAAGCGAUGGAAACGAGGAACUCGCACCACGAGUGUUCAGCCCGCAGAUUCACUGGACUGAGGAGGACAAAACACUACCGGAAACAGAAGAUGAUAGUGAGAGCAGCUCUGAAAGUGUUGAGGAGGCGGCACGGCUGGAGCCUUCAACAUCUGUAGACACCAGCAUGCAGGAACCUCCCUGUUCUCCUGUGUCUGUCUCAGAGGACGGUCCAGAGUCAACCACGUUUCAGCCUAUCAGGACAGACGCAUCCCGGGAAUACUCCCCGUCUAGUCCUCCCAGGAAGAGGCGGCGUCCGAGCUCUAGCCCGGGUCCCAGGACUCAGCCAGGCAACAGAAGUCCAGAUGGCAGCCCCGUUGCACGGGUCAGAAGGGAAGAAACCAAUGAAAGCCUAACGGGGGACGUAGUACCAGGCAGCCCUGUUGGACUCAUUCCCUUAACAACAGACCACAUGUUGAAUCCCUCCUCUCUAUCCUGUGCCCCCCUGGUGAUCAGAGUGGAAGAGCCCAAAGACAUGGAGCACAACAUCCUGCUCCUCCUCUCUAGAUACUCCCAAAUGGUAGAUCCCAGUGGUUGCCUGGUGACCAAACAGUGUGUGAAUGGACUGGUGGACUACAUCCACUCGGCCCCGCACCCGAACCCCCGCUGCACACGCAUCCUAAACCGCCUCACCUGCAAUCCCAACUGUUUCGAAGCCUUCAUAACGGCACACGCUCUGCAUAAGAUACACAACACUCUCAUGUCAGCAUCCAACCACGAACAUCAUAACAGCACCCAGAAUGUUACAGCUGAUGAGAACAGGGGGGAAACAGUUGGCACAGAUAACACAAGCAUUGAAGACAAGGAAGACCAAGAAGCCAUGAAGGAGUCAAGUUCUGUGUGCGAUACACCAAGAAAAAAAAAAGAAGACAAUGGAGAUGGGAGGGUGGAGAGUCAUCAGUACGGUGUUGGGUUGUCUCUCCUAAGGAACCUGAGUGUGCAAGCGGAGUCGUCAUAUGGCAACGGGAUUCUAACCCACCUCCUUUCCGCAGUCACAGAUGUGGAGAGGACUGCGUGUGCUCUGGCACUGCCAUAUCUCUGCAGGAGCCGAGCCCUGAGAACAAAGAUGCUGAUUGAAGAGAGGGGACUUCAGCGUCUUGUAGACAUCAUUCAGAACAGCACAGACGACCUGCUGUCCCUAGCUGUGGAUAGCGUUACCAUGGUGAUGUCAGGAUGGGACAAGAGGGACCAGGAUGACUCGGACACGGAGGCAGAAGGAUCUGACUCAAAGGAGGACUGCAACACAGACACUGUAGAAGAUGAGAUGUCAGGAAGUACUAGUGAUGUGACCAAAGCCGUGGAGUCUGUUCACAUACAGUCAGGCGCAGCUGAGUGUAGUUAUGUAACGCUGUCGGACCGACAUGAUGUGGUUUUCAGACUGGAGGACAAGACUACUGUCUCAGGGUGUAGGAGAGUCGUAGCUGAGAAAUCUGCCGUCUUUGCUGCCAUGUUGGAAGGGCAUUACUCCGAAUCUGCCCAGAGCGAGGUCAACAUUACGGGUGUUUCCCACGACGCGUUUUUGUACCUUGUACACUUUGUACAUGGCUGUCGGCAUAACAACUGUACAGCAAUGCAGAUAGUUUGCAAGGGGGAGGGGGGCAGUGUAGGGACAUGCCAGCCACAACAGCCGGUAGAGCUUGAGAUUUUGGCUGUGGCUAACAAGUACCUUCUGCCAACGCUGCAGGACAGUAUGGCAGACGUGAUGUUACAGCAAACAUUGUACAUAUCACCUGGAAGUGUGUUGAAACUGUACCUGUACGCUGUACACCACAGGUGCGAAAGGCUGGUGGAACACUGCGUUCGUUUUAUCACGUGUGGAAAGAUGUCAAAAGAGGAGAGAGUGAAGUGUUUCCGGGACUUGGCAAACUCUGGGGAUGAGAAACCUGCCUUUCAGAAACUAGAAGAAAUCCUCAAGGCUUAUGUGUGAAGAAGACGUGUUAGUGUGGUUAUGUGCUGAGCAUGUUGAGAAGGCCCUUUUAAAUACUGUACUUGUUGUUUUUUUGAGAAGUGAUUUUUUUCAAAAUGUAUGACUUCAGUUGACUGUUAGGGUGAAAGAAUUGAAAUGCUUUAGUUUGAAGGCCGUAACACUUUAUUUUGACAGAAACCAUUAAUGGACAAUGUUGUUGCUAUUAUUUUAAGCAGUUAAUUACAAAGUACCCAGUAUUAUUUGACACCCUAUGUGGUCUAAUGUCUUUUGUAACUAGAAAUUAAGUCGUGUAUGAAAUGAGAGGCCCAACAAAAUUGUCUAUAAAUGUAACAGAAUAGAUUUAAUGAAAGGGAUCUGAUUGGAGUGGAGGGACAAGUGAAUAAGACAGUAAAGUCAGCAUCCUAGCAGGCAUACAGCACAUACAUUAUGUAAAUCAUGACAGAAUACAACAUGUCAUUUCCUUUACUCAGGCCUCAAUAAAAUUACAAGUACAAUUAUGGCAGAAUGAUCUUCUUCUUGCUAACUAUGGAAGCCACGCAUGAAAGGAAACAAACUUUGAGAUUAAUUAACUGUCCCAGUGUCAAUGCAGAACUAAUCAAUAUAAGUGGCAGGUGACAGCAUGAUGGUUAUCUUUCUGUGAGUUGAAGCUAGUGAACAGUAUAGAAGACAGAUAUUCAUAUUGUCAUUGUAAUAUGCUCUUAAACAGUACGUGUGGAAUCUUGAUUCAAUUGUAAGAAUUAACACAACCAUCACAACAGCUACAUGUAUACCAGAGGACAACAGUCAGUAUGCACACACUCAUGUAUACCAACAAGAAAUUCAGAAAUCACCAUUUUGAAGGUAUAAAAUACGGAUCAGAUGUCAUAUCAGUUAAGUAAGUGCUCUUGCUACAAAAAUGUAUGUUCUUCCUCUAAUUCCAACAUGGCUGCAAGAUACCACAUUUCAUACACUCACACCUGCUUCUUACACAUGGAAGUUGUCAUAAAAAUAGCGUGGAGAACACCAUACUUAUCGUGUAUGUUGAUUAACAGUAUGCAUAACUCUAUCCCAAUUAUACCUCAGCUACACAGCAUACAUGUAACACUGAUGAUACUUUGACAAAAGUUUGGCCACCUCAGUUUGUUUUCUAGCUUUUCAGACAUUACA
This is a messenger RNA of Branchiostoma belcheri (Belcher's lancelet), 4591 nucleotides long. RefSeq names its product armadillo repeat-containing protein 5-like. The record is from RefSeq and is a predicted model, not a curated record. Bases 149 to 3445 code for a protein of 1098 amino acids. The transcript has 4 exons. Gene Ontology annotation, biological process: anatomical structure morphogenesis. Gene Ontology annotation, cellular component: cytosol. Lineage: Eukaryota; Metazoa; Chordata; Leptocardii; Amphioxiformes; Branchiostomatidae. Gene Ontology annotation, molecular function: protein binding.